This is a messenger RNA of Strongylocentrotus purpuratus (purple sea urchin), 1473 nucleotides long. RefSeq names its product organic cation transporter protein-like. Gene Ontology annotation, biological process: transmembrane transport. Gene Ontology annotation, cellular component: membrane. Lineage: Eukaryota; Metazoa; Echinodermata; Echinoidea; Camarodonta; Strongylocentrotidae. Gene Ontology annotation, molecular function: transmembrane transporter activity. The transcript has 10 exons. The record is from RefSeq and is a predicted model, not a curated record. Bases 1 to 1473 code for a protein of 490 amino acids.
AUGAUAUCGGUCUUCAUCAAUGCCCCCGUCGACCACUGGUGUGCGACCCCCGAUUGGGGUCCUAGGUGUAAGCAAUAUGGGUUGUCAGAGGAAGCUUGUGAACUAGCCCAGAAGGAAGGUAGUAUCCCAUCAAACUACACGUCAGAUGGGGAGCUGGAGUACGCACAAUGUGAGAAAUAUAACGUGUCAGGAGUGGGAUUCUGGCCUGGGAUUGAUCCAUCCAAUUACAGCAGCGGAACGAUGUCAUGUGACAGUGGAUGGGUGUACGAUGACAGCCAAUACAACACGACUACAGUAUCGGAUUUUGAUCUUGUAUGUGGUAAUGGUGACCUUACCCAAGUAUCUCAGUCUAUAUACUACGGUGGAACUUUAGCAGGAUCUAUCUUCUUCGGUAUCCUGUCGGACGUGAUUGGACGCUGGUGGACUCUCCUGCUUACUAACCUCGUAUCGCUUGUUUCUGGAGUUGUGAUUGUCUUUUCACCCAACUGGUGGUUCUUUGCCACUAUGCGUUUCUUCAUGGGUUUUGGAAACAUUCCUUUCAAGCUAACCUUGUAUGUUAUAGGGACGGAGUACAUUGGGCCAUCAAAACGAUCCUUGGUGAUUCUUAUCACAAUCAGCUACGCUGUCGGCUACAUGUUUCUCGCUCUACCGGCCUAUUACAUCCGCUCCUGGCGUCUUCUAACGCUAACCAUGACGCUGCCUCUAUUCUGGCUACCUGAGUCUGCAAGAUGGCUUAUCUCCGUUGGGAAAUACGACAAGGCUGAAAAAGUUAUUACAAAGGUAGCCGAAGUUAACAAGGUCGAACUGCAGAAGCCCCUGUUUACCAAAGAAUUCAUGGAAGAGCAGGAACGAAUCCGCAAGGAACAUAGACCCACAGGUCUCGAUUUGAUCCGCACACCCAGGAUGAGAAUGCGAACCAUCAACCUUGUCUUUAUAUGGAUGGUGACCGGCAUGGUGUAUCACGGCCUGUCUUUGAAUAGCUCAAAUCUUGGCACCAACAACUACGUCGCUUUUGCCAUUACGGGUGGUAUCGAGAUCCCGGCCUACAUCAUGGAUAUUUUCAUCGUAGAGUUCUUUGGCCGGAGGUUAAGUCUUUUCUUCUGUUUGAUGCUGGGUGGGGUAGCUUGCCUGUCAACUGCAUUUAUUCCCACCGGCGUUGCCCUGACAACUGUUGCUAUGAUAGGAAAGUUCGGGAUCUCCGGCGCGUUUGCAAUCAUAUUUCUCUACACCGUGGAGCUUUACCCAACAAAUAUAAGGGGCAUUGCCAUGGGCAGCUGCUCUAUGUUCUCCCGGGUAGCGACCAUAUCAGCACCUCUUGUCCUCAUCCUCGCAAAAUAUUGGGACCCACUUCCUAUUGUCAUCUACGGUUCGCUAUCCGUCAUCGCUUCACUGUCUGCUCUUGCCUUGCCAGAGACUCGAGGAAAGAAACUCCCAGAGACGCUGGAAGAAGGAGAACAGUUUGGUAUGAAGUAA